Messenger RNA from Punctularia strigosozonata HHB-11173 SS5, 1001 nucleotides. RefSeq names its product UPF0005-domain-containing protein. The record is from RefSeq and is a predicted model, not a curated record. Bases 22 to 855 code for a protein of 277 amino acids. Lineage: Eukaryota; Fungi; Basidiomycota; Agaricomycetes; Corticiales; Punctulariaceae. The transcript is spliced from 7 exons. Gene Ontology annotation, cellular component: membrane.
CUUCGACCAUCCACCACCGUCAUGAGUUCAUCACCGUACACUGUUCCCCCGCCGUCCUACCAGAGCAAGCAGCCCGGCAUUGAAGAAGAGGCGCGCCAGCCCCUCCUCUCCGGUUCACCCCGCGCGAGCACCAGCGGCGCCGCCAUCUACGACCAGCCCCUCGCCGGCGACAUCCCGGACGACUUCAAGUACGGCGUCACCGUGUCCGAGAGCUCGCUAGAAGUUCGGAACGCGUUUGUCCGCAAGGUUUACACUAUCCUCUUCUGUCAGAUUCUAGCGACAUGCAUCGUUUCCGGUGGACUGUCACAGUCUCCGUCCGCGAUCUUUUGGGUCCAGACGCACCCAUGGUCGUUCUAUGUCCCGCUCCUUGGAACGAUCAUCAACCUCGGUUUCCUCUACUGGAAGCGUCACUCACACCCUCUUAACUUCGUCCUCCUGUCCACCUUCACCGCGAUGGAAGCCUUUACCCUCGGUGUCGCGGUCUCGUUCUACGACAAUGUCAUCGUCCUACAGGCUCUGCUGAUUACGCUCGGCGUCUUCCUCGGCCUCACCCUGUUCACCUUGCAGAGCAAGUACGAUUUCUCGGGUAUGGGUCCCUGGCUUUUCGGUGGCCUUAUCGCGCUCGUAAUGGCUGGUUUCGUCGGUGUUUUCCUCCCCUUCAGCAAGACCACCGAUCUGCUCUUCGCGAUUGGCGGCACGCUCCUUUUCUCCGGUUAUGUCGUCUACGAUACCUACAUUAUCAACGCCCGCCUGUCACCCGACGAGUUCAUCAUGGGUGCCAUCUCGCUCUAUCUCGACUUCAUCAACCUCUUCCUCAACAUUCUUCGCCUCCUCAACAACGCCAGAUCCGACUAAACCCGUCUGAGCAGUGCACGAAAUCUUGAAAGAAGGGCAUACUAAUGAAUGGUUGAAUUCGGAAGCUAAAUUGUCGCUGCUGUUACUUGGCUAGGAUGAUGUACUUUUAUCGAUAUUGUGAUUACAUAUACUACGCUAAAAUUCCG